UCAAACUGGUUCUCUCACACAAAAAGCCUCAGUGCUCGACUGACACCAGAUCUUCUCACACUCAGGAUGCAUGUGCUGUGGGCUCUGGGUCUGUUCCUGACCCUGCUGCAGGGGUCCUGCCCUCUGCUGCUGGGAGCCUUCAACAUCAAGUCAUUCGGAGACAAGAAAUCCUCCAACAGCACGAUCAUGAACAUCAUCAGCAAGAUUGUCCACCGCUAUGACCUCAUCCUGAUCCAGGAAGUCAGAGACUUCGAUCUGUCAGCGACCAAAAGACUCAUGGAGCACGUCAACAAAGGCUCCCCUCAGUUCAGGUACAGCCACAUCGUGAGCGAGCCUCUGGGUCGCAGCACGUACCAGGAGAGAUAUCUCUUCCUCUACAGAGAGGAAACUGUGUCCGUGGCUAAAAACUACACCUACGACGACGGCAGUGAGGCCAGUGGGUCGGACGUGUUCAACAGAGAACCCUUUGUCGUCAUGUUCUCCUCCAUUUACACCGCUGUGAGGAACUUUGUUCUGAUCCCUCAGCACACCUCUCCAGCCUCCGCAGUGAAGGAAGUGGAUGCUCUCUAUGAUGUGGUGGCUGAUGUUCGCUCCCGCUGGAAUACCAACGACAUUGUUCUGCUGGGUGACUUCAACGCAGGCUGCAGUUACGUGUCCGGCUCGGACUGGCAGCAGAUCCGUCUCUUCACCGAUAAGAGUUUCCACUGGUUGAUCACCAGUGAGGUCGACACCACAGUGUCAACCACCAAUUGCCCAUACGACAGGAUUGUGGUCACGGCUGACAUGCUGAGGGGAGUCGUGCCAAGCAGUGCUGAAGUUUACAACUACAUGAGGGACAUGAAUCUCAGCCAAGAGCUGGCGUAUGCUGUCAGUGACCAUUACCCCGUGGAGGUGAGACUGGUUGGGCUGGCUCGUGGUCGUUCUUCCUGAAUCACGACUACAAAGACUGGUCCACGGGUCUCCAGACAGAAUGUACACUAGAGACCAUAAAGCCAUGAAUUACAAGACCAAAAUAAACUAA
Molecule: messenger RNA, 1021 nt
Organism: Limanda limanda (common dab)
Lineage: Eukaryota; Metazoa; Chordata; Actinopteri; Pleuronectiformes; Pleuronectidae
Gene: dnase1
Product: deoxyribonuclease I
Exons: 9
Coding region: 67-930 (287 amino acids)
Biological process (GO): DNA catabolic process
Cellular component (GO): nucleus
Molecular function (GO): DNA nuclease activity
Source: RefSeq, a predicted model, not a curated record